This is a messenger RNA of Trichoplusia ni (cabbage looper), 3115 nucleotides long. RefSeq lists its product as uncharacterized. NCBI's taxonomy places the organism in Eukaryota, Metazoa, Arthropoda, Insecta, Lepidoptera, Noctuidae. The record is from RefSeq and is a predicted model, not a curated record. The transcript has 10 exons. Bases 127 to 1896 code for a protein of 589 amino acids.
UUUUGUUAUUUGUCUAUGAUUUUUUGUAAACAAUAUUGUUUGACUGAACAUGUGUAUCUCGUGUAUUCACUUUAAUUAAUUUAAAUUUAAAGAUGUUAUUUAUACUGUGAAAACGCAACAACUGCAAUGUCCGGAUACUUGGAGAUAAAGUAUCCGUUCAAAUCUAAUUUAGGCUUAAAUCCUUUCAAGUCGUGGAAAAGACAAUGGUGUAUUUUGAGACCGAGUCCGACGUGUUCGGGGGCCUCACUGGCGGUGUACUGCAGCGAGGCAGGCGCUCCAGCGGGGUCUGUGGAGCUUCCUUUGGGAUGCGUGGUGAAGAGGGCUAAGUCUCGCACGCGACCACAUGCUUUCGCCGUGUUCUCUGUUGACGACCCGCGAAAGCCUCGCGUGUUGUUGGCGGCACAAUCUCUACACGAUACACAAGUUUGGAUGGAGAAAAUUCGAGCUUUGUUAAAUGGCAGCAAAAUAUUAAACAGCGAGCCUCUGGUGAAGGACUCGUACUCGGUGAGUGUGAUCAGCACUGCGCUGUCGCGGCGCUGCGGGCUGAGCGCGGACACGGUGGUGACGCUGGCGGCGGGCGGCGUGGUGCUGGCGCGCGCGCACCUCGCCGCCUUCCUCGACUGGAAGCACAUCCGCGACGUGCGGCUGGCGCACCACCACAACACCCGGACCUGCGUGCUCAAUGUUGAUAGUGAGUUCAGCAGCGGCAGCGGCGAGCUGAAGUUCUCGUCCCCGCUGGCGGGCGAGCUGGCGCGCGCGCUGCGGGCCGCGCUCAGCGGCGGCGGCGUGCGCGCCGGACACAAGCUCAGCAAGAGCGACGGCGACCUGCGCUCGCACAAGUGCAGCCACGCCGAUAUGGGUGAUGUACGCCGCAGCAGUUGGUACAGCGGACCUUCUGAAGUAUCAUUGGAUGAUAUUGAUCUCGUCAUGUCUAAGGAGUCAAAGCACAUUCCAGCGGGCCAGUUGUCGCGCUACAGUGGCGCCGGGCAGCUAGCGUCCACGGCUGCGCUCGCGCAACCCAACACCGCACAAUCCGUUACCUCCUUUGAUGACAGUGUGUCGGACCGUCGCUCGCUGCUGUCGGUGGCGUCGGGCAUCUACGAGGAGAUCCCCGAGCUGCCCGAGGCCGGCGCGCGCAGGAACAUCUCCUGCGACGUGCCCGACGGAGUGCUCAAGGCGUUCGGCGUAUCCCUUGACGAGCCGACGUACGAGUGUGUGGGGGACUGCGUGUACGCCACCAUGCGCAGGCGCCGCCCGCCGCCGCUGCCGCCGCGACAACGCUUCGGCGGGCGCGACAGCAGCGUGACGCGCCACUCGUCGCUGGGCUCGCUGCCGCACGCGCACACGCUGCCGCACACCGCCACGCUGCCCAAGCGACAGCCCUUCAGCGUCUUCCGAAAACGGCUCAAAAGUGACUCUCGCGUCUCCGGCUCACAAAAAUCAGAAUCCUCAAAAGAACAUAAAGACGUCGAAACUAAGAAGAAGAAAUUCGACUUCACGCCGACUCGGGAUAUAUUCAAGAGUUUCAAGGUGAGUCGCAAGAUGAAGAACCUGAAGAUAACGAGCGGCAACCUCAGCAAGGGCGAGACCAAGAGCUGCGAGUUCCUGGACGACACCGAGCAUGUGCAGACCAACCGCUGCUCCAAGUCCGUCGAGUGCCUCGAGAACGACUUCGACUUCGAGGCCGACCUCUCCAUAGAGUUCAGCGAGGACAGCGUCACGGCGCUCUCUAUCCCGCAGCAGAUCGUGGACCUGCUGCUGGGCCACGACCAGCUCAGCAAGGUCCGCCUAAAAGACGAGGUGGAGAGCGACUACAUGCCCAUGUCGCCCAUCAUCCCGCCGCCGCCCAUCGAGCACCACUACAUAGUCAUGUCGCCGAGGACUAACAUCGCCUGAACUAGUCUACCCUAACUAUAAGUCAUUAUCUGUAAGUAUUGACAAGUUGACAGUUUUCUGAAUAUGUUUAAAAAUCAUGUUUGGAACAAUGGUUUGACCAAAGACCAUUCUCAAAGAGAUUCUGUUAUCGUUUUGGUCUACUUAUUUGAGUGACCUUUCAUCUGCACUGAUGACUGUAUUGUAAUAUUUUUAUUACUUUGUCAGUGUAGACGAAAUUGCGUGUUCUUGGACGCAUGUCUUUACAGACAAAAUUACUGGAUAAACCUCAAGAAUGUCGACAGUUACUUUUUAAAUGAUCUCUAAGUGCAAGGUGCGACAUUGGAUUGUAUCUACAAAAGUGUAAGAUCUCGAAUAACCUGAACUAUAACUUGCAUAAUUGAAACUAACCUUGCACUAAACCUAAACCUUUUUUAUCGACGUUCAUUAUGAGGUGUCAAAAUGUCCUAAAAAAUUUAUCGUCAUCUGACGAUUCCCUAAUGGCUAUAUAAUUUACUAAACUUCUUUCUAUAUCAGUAGAAGUUAUCCGAUAGUUUGUUCGAUAGAUUUAUCGAUUAAUAUCAUAUUGAAGUGGUUGAAAACAUAUCGAAUCACGUAAGACUCGAUUUUUUAUAACUAAGGCAGCUAUGUUCGUGUAGUGUCCGUUAAUCUGUUUAUUAUAGGGAUGCCUUCGUACAGUAAUACCGGUAAUACGUAACGAAUAGUAAAGAUAUACCGAGUGACAUGGCCUAUAUUGAAAAAUUAGUACAAUUUAUAUUUGGAUAAAGCUCUCUAUAAAACUCGUGUUCCCCUGAAUAUAUUUAAACCUAGGUUAGGAGGUGGCCUGUUCUUGUAUGAAAUUUCCACUGCCGCAUAAAGUAGUAUAUACUAUACAUAAGAACAAAAAUCGAAUACUGCAAGAUAUGCUUCCAGUCACUAAUUUGAAUACCUGUAUUUAUUGUCUUGGCUACUUUCAAUAAAUUGGAUUUCUCCGUAAUUUAACAACAUUAUUUGAUCCAAAAGCGAUUAUUAGCGACUGAAAGAUUAUCUCGCGAAUAACAUUUUUUAAGAUAUUUCCCUUCAAGGAAUUCCUUUUCCAAUUUAUUCAAACGAACCUAUACAUUUAUUUCUAUACUUCUUUUAAACCCUCUUUACCUCAAAUAAAUCUUCCGCAAAAUAUAGAACAAAUAACAGAUGAUUACAUAAUAUUUUUGAUAACAGGUGAACGGCCUAAUCUUAUUUC